Molecule: messenger RNA, 981 nt
Organism: Blastocystis hominis
Lineage: Eukaryota; Bigyra; Opalinata; Blastocystidae
Exons: 2
Coding region: 1-981 (326 amino acids)
Source: RefSeq, a predicted model, not a curated record
AUGUUUAACACACUCGAACCGACGCAAGAAAACACGGUUUCCACUUCACACAAUUCUCCUUUUUCGGUUCACUCCACUUCUCUUUCCUCUAUUCCACCUUAUCACAUGGGAUCCCCCAUUUUUGUGGGUGAGGUCGCCACCGGACUGUACUCACAACAAUCAGCCGUUUCAAAUCGAUCAGGCUUUGUGUUUCACGAUCUUGGAGGCGUGGCUCGAAACGCCUAUGAAGUCUUUCUGCGUCUGUCUCCAAAGAAUCGGCCGCUCUUGGUGGGAGCGAUAGGGAAUGACGAAGGAGGCAAGCGAAUUCGCGAUUUCCACGGGAAAAUGGGCGAUUCGUUGGAAGGAGUCAAAGUGGUGAAUGGCUCCUCUCUGGAAAUCUGGGGAUUUUACGACAAGUCGGGGUAUCCAGAGAGCGAAUAUCGAUCGUAUUCGGAUGCAAAGAUUUCAGUGAGCCAUCUAAACGAACUGAGUGAAUCUUUUGAGAAAGCGUCGAGCGUGUUCGUCGAUACCUCUCUCAGCAUAGAGGCUCAACGGAGGGUUGCGACGCUUUUGAAAGACAAGCCAAGCCGAUUGCUGGUGAGUCCAUGCGAACCUUCGCAGUUGAAAUCUCUGUUAGAAUCAUCUCUGCUUCAACGCACCGAUUAUUUGUGCAUUUCGGUGGAGGAAUUGUGGGACAUGGCGUGCUUAGUGAAGCCAGAACUACGAAGCCAAUCCGACGAUUGGAAGCAGCGAAAUUGGAAAACAGAGGAGUUUUCGGAAGCGAUUCCUCGCUUGAAGGAGCCGCUGAAUGCGGUUCUGAGCGAAAUGCAGAGUCACCAAGAUGAUAAUUAUAUAGUGUUGAAUUAUGGAUCGAAAGGAGUGGCGAUGGUGGUGAAAGAAGCGAAUGCUUCCGACAUGGAUGUGAUUUAUUUCGCGACGAAACAUUACCAGACCUCUUUUGAAUCCAAUAUUGCUGCAAGUAGGAUUGAAAGGGAGGCGUGA